Saprolegnia diclina VS20 is the source of this 1533-nucleotide messenger RNA. RefSeq lists its product as hypothetical. Gene Ontology annotation, biological process: transmembrane transport. Gene Ontology annotation, molecular function: transmembrane transporter activity. Bases 1 to 1437 code for a protein of 478 amino acids. The record is from RefSeq and is a predicted model, not a curated record. The transcript is spliced from 2 exons. Lineage: Eukaryota; Oomycota; Saprolegniomycetes; Saprolegniales; Saprolegniaceae. Gene Ontology annotation, cellular component: membrane.
AUGGCCAUCCAGCUUGGCGCGACGGCCAUCUUUGGCAUGUUCUGCUUCUUCCAAGGCUUCAUCCAGCGCACGCACCACGUCUCGUCCGACAACGUCAGCAUCUACAUUGGCCUCCUUCAGUCCAUCUUUAUCGCGUCGUACUCGAUCUUCAUCUGCGUCUUUGGCUACCUCUCGAUGACGCGCAAGCCGUUCCAGCUCAUGGCCAUCUCGCUCUUUGUGUGGAUCCUCUCGAUCGUCAUGUGCGGUCUCGCCAAGCCGCUCGACAGCUUUUAUUUGCUGCUGUCUGGCCGGCUCAUUUCGGGCAUUGGCGAGGCGUCGUUCCAUGCGACGGCGCCGCCGUUCAUCGAUGAGUUUGCGCCGCCGGCGAAGCGAACGCUCUGGCUCGCGUGCUACUAUGCGACGUUCUCGAUUGGGCAGGCACUCGGGUUCUCGUACGGCUCGGUGACGGCGCGCACGGUCGGUUGGGACUAUGGUUUCUACCUCACGGCGGUGCUCAUGGUGCCGGUGGUGUACGCAUGCUAUGCGUGGAUCCCUGCUUUCUUUGACAAACCGCUGGCCCUCUACGCCUCCGACGACAACGACGACAGCUGCAACGUGCAGAUCACGACACCGACGAGCCCCGUCCUCUUGGCCGACGUCCAGCCGACGGCCAAAGCACCGCCAGUUGCGACGUCGUUUCUUCACGAAGCGUGGACCAUUGUGCGCAACCCAGUGUUUCUGGGCGCGACGCUCGGCCUCGCAGCGUUUACGUUCACGAUGAACGGCAUGAUUGCAUUCGCCCCCGCCAUCCUCAUUGGGUACGAGCUCAUGGACGCGUCGAUCGCGUCGACGGCAUUCGGCGGCAUCGUCGUGCUCGCCGGCUUGCUCGGGUCGCCGCUCAGUGGGUACGUGCAAGACCGCCUUUGCGCUGGCCGCGAACACGACCGCUUCUUCCGACUGCAGCGCGCGGCAGCGCAAAUGUCGGCCCUCAUCUCGUUCGGCGUCGUGCUUCUCUUCGUGUCGGUGGCGUGCAUGCACAGCAAAGUCGGCUUCUUUGUCUUUUUGUUUGGCGGCUUUCUCUGCGUGUUUGGAACGCAAACCGUCACGACGAUCGUGCUGCUCAUGAGCGUCGACCACGUGCAGCGCGGGUUUGCCAUGGGCCUCAGCACGUUCCUCCUCCAUCUCUUUGGCGACGUGCCCGCGGGUGUCGUGCUGGGUGCGCUCAAAGACACCUGGGCACCGCACUGCGGCAGCAAGAUGGACGCGAACGGCAAGGACGUGCUCGACCCCGAGUGCCAUAAGGACAAGGAAGGGCUCCGCUAUACACUGGCCUUUGCGUAUGGCUGGCUGCUAUGGACAGUGCUCUGCUACGUGUUUGUGUUUGGGAUCGCGUGCAAGUGGUAUCGCGCAGCAAGAACCAAGGUCGAUGCUAGCUUGCACUGCAGCUCCAUGGGCUAGUCGUGCUCAAGAUCGCCCCAGUACUAUAAGAACGCCCUAGUACUAUAAGAACGCCCUAGUACUAUAAGACGACUUGAAUUGUAUUGCAAUUGCACC